AUGGUUGCAUUUUCCCACAUUCUCGCUCUGGCUGCCUUGGCUACCGCUGCUCCGACAUGCGGCGGCCAAUAUGCACGAAUUAGCCCUUCAGCUAACUCUCUGGUCGUUGAUGCUACCGGCAAACAAGCCAACAGCUUCACUACCCUUAACGAGGCCGUCCAAGCCCUGAAAAACAUCACAGACGAGCAGACGAUCUUCAUUAUGCCUGGUACAUACACCGAGCAAGUCCGGAUUCCCAAUUACAACGGACCUCUUACCAUCCAGGGCUACACCUGCGACGCCCGCUCUUACCAAAACAACCAGGCCACUCUGACCAACAACCUGUCGCGUACCGUUGCCAACAUUACCAGCAACGACCAGACCGCCACUCUCCGUCUAUGGGGAGACAAUAUCAAGAUCUACAACCUCAACAUCGCCAACACGUUCGGUCAGGCCAAUAAGAACGGCCAGGCUCUUGCCAUCAGCGCUCAAAAGACGAAUCUCGGCUUCUACGGCUGCAAGAUCACCGGCUACCAAGACACUAUCUACGCGAACGAAGGAAGACAAAUUUAUGCCAAGUCCUUCAUCAACGGCGCUGUCGACUUUGUGUUCGGCCUCAGAGCGGCCGCCUGGUUCGAGACCUGCGAUAUCCAGACCAUCGGUCCAGGCUUCAUUACCGCCAACGGCCGCGACGCCGCCAACAAUACGUCCUUCUACGUCUUCAACAAGGCCAACGUCACAGGUACCAGCGGCCCGGCGUCAGUCACUCUCGGUAGGCCAUGGAGACCGUUCUCGCGCGUCGUCUUCCAGAACAGCGCUCUCAGCGACGUCGUUAAGCCCAUUGGUUGGUCAACCUGGGACAACGUUCAAAGCACUGACAACGUCUUUUAUAAGGAGUACCAGAACACUGGACCUGGUGCGGAGGGUGUGAGAGCGAAUUUUAGCUCCAAGCUGGAUGCCCCUAUCGACUCUGUUACCGUUCUGGGCGAAGGAUUCGAAAAGGAAUGGUGGGUGGACGCUGGCUACUUGUAA
This is a messenger RNA of Colletotrichum spaethianum, 1011 nucleotides long. Its product is annotated as pectinesterase. Gene Ontology annotation, biological process: cell wall modification. Lineage: Eukaryota; Fungi; Ascomycota; Sordariomycetes; Glomerellales; Glomerellaceae. The record is from RefSeq and is a predicted model, not a curated record. Bases 1 to 1011 code for a protein of 336 amino acids. Gene Ontology annotation, molecular function: pectinesterase activity. The transcript has a single exon.